Didymodactylos carnosus is the source of this 983-nucleotide messenger RNA. The record is from the annotation of a GenBank genome assembly. NCBI's taxonomy places the organism in Eukaryota, Metazoa, Rotifera, Eurotatoria, Philodinida, Philodinidae.
AUUUGAAUGAAGAUAACAAAAAAGGUCAGUUAGUUCAUCAACAUAAUCGAAAAUUAAAACGAAAGAAAAAUGAAUCAUAUAAAUCAAGAAAAGAACAAAAAAUUGAAAAUGAAAAUGACGAGGACAAUUACUCUCAGGGUUCUUCUGAUGAAGAAAAUGGACAUCAUGUCUCGGAUCCAGAUGACGACAGUGAACCAACAACAAAUGAUGAUGAGGAAACAAUAGCUGAUAGAAGGAACUGGAGGCGAAAAGGUUACAGACUCUAUCGUCUGGAUAAUCCAACUUCAAUUCUUAUUGAACAGCGAACAACCACGGCUGCUACAAAUGAAGCCGCUACAGAAUUAAUAGUUUUAAACGAAGGUGUAUUUACUCGUAUUAAAGUUGCCAUGGAAGAAUCAGUACCAUUUGUACAAGGUAUGUCUCAAAAUAUAUUUUGUGGUGAUUUUCCAAUAUUUCAAGAAAAAUUGACACGAACUGGUGUUCAAGCGUGGUCAAUUGCAAAAUUACCUGACAGUAGCAGUGAUUAUGUCUUUAGUUUAUUAGACGGUCCCGAACUUUAUCUGUUAAAAACCAAUGCCAUUGAACUAUUCACAAAAACACCAAUUGAAAUAUGUCCAUAUUUAAUUUAUCAUUCAAAGUUAAACUUGAUCUUUGCGUAUGAAUCAAAACAAAUAUUAACGAUAACAAACGAAGGUAUAGUGGAAAAAUCAAGAUUAUUUGAAAAAUAUAUCGAUGAUCAAAAGAUUAUUUCAAUGACGUUUGAUGGUGAAGGAAUGAUUUAUAUUUUGAUACAAUAUACUCGUCUCGAUAUUGAUCAAUAUUCAAUUUUGAAAUUUGAUCAGAAGGUUGAAUUUAUUGAAAAAAUUAAAUCAAAUCAGUCUCAUUAUAAAAUAAUUACACAUAUGGUAGUUUCAUCAGAUGGGCGUACAUUUUAUUUUUCCGAUUAUGAUGAUGGUACUGUUUUUAAGUGGUCUAAGACUUGA